Molecule: messenger RNA, 4542 nt
Organism: Saccharomyces eubayanus
Lineage: Eukaryota; Fungi; Ascomycota; Saccharomycetes; Saccharomycetales; Saccharomycetaceae
Gene: PDR12
Product: ATP-binding cassette multidrug transporter PDR12
Exons: 1
Coding region: 1-4542 (1513 amino acids)
Biological process (GO): transmembrane transport
Cellular component (GO): membrane
Molecular function (GO): ATP hydrolysis activity; ATP binding; ABC-type transporter activity
Source: RefSeq, a predicted model, not a curated record
AUGUCUUCUACUGACGAACAUCCCGAGAAAGACAUUUCUUCGAAUUCGAAUCAUGGCGAUGAUCAUUCAUACGCUAAUUCCGUACAAUCGUACGCCGCCUUAGAUGACCAAGCUGAUAAUGAGGAUAUGACGGCUACUUCACAACUAUCGCGUCACAUAACGAAUAUCUUAUCUAACGAGGAUGGUAUAGAAAGAUUGGAAUCCAUGGCAAGAGUCAUUUCUCGUAAGACCAAGAAGGAAAUGGACUCCUUCGAAGUCAACGACUUAGAUUUCGAUUUGCGCUCGCUACUAAACUAUUUGAGAUCUCGUCAACUAGAACAAGGUAUCGAACCUGGUGACUCCGGUGUAGCCUUCAAAAACCUAACAGCUGUUGGUGUAGAUGCUUCUGCUGCGUAUGGACCCAGUGUUGCAGAGAUGCUUAGAAACAUCGCCACUAUACCCGCACAUCUUAUAAGUAAAUUUACCAAGAAGUCCGAUGUUCCAUUGAGAAACAUUAUUCAGAACUGUACCGGUGUCGUCGAAUCAGGUGAAAUGCUGUUUGUUGUUGGUAGACCAGGUGCCGGUUGUUCUACUUUCCUAAAAUGUUUAUCUGGUGAGACCUCGGAAUUAGUCGAUGUCCAGGGUGAGUUCUCUUAUGACGGUCUGGAUCAAAGCGAAAUGAUGUCUAAGUAUAAAGGCUACGUUAUUUACUGUCCCGAAUUAGACUUCCAUUUCCCAAAGAUUACCGUUAAGGAAACUAUCGAUUUCGCGCUAAAAUGUAAGACUCCCCGUGUCAGAGUUGAUAAAAUGACUAGAAGACAGUACGUUGAUAAUAUUAGAGACCUGUGGUGUACCGUUUUCGGUUUGAGACACACAUAUGCAACUAAAGUUGGUAAUGAUUUCGUAAGAGGUGUCUCUGGUGGUGAACGUAAGCGUGUUUCCCUAGUGGAAGCUCAAGCAAUGAACGCAUCCAUUUACUCUUGGGAUAAUGCCACAAGAGGUUUAGAUGCUUCCACUGCUUUAGAAUUUGCUCAAGCUAUCAGAACUGCUACCAACAUGGUUAAUAACUCUGCCAUUGUUGCCAUUUACCAAGCUGGUGAAAACAUUUAUGAGUUAUUCGAUAAAACCACCGUUCUAUAUAACGGUAAACAAAUCUAUUUCGGUCCUGCUGAUAAAGCCGUUGCAUAUUUCAGUAAUAUGGGUUGGGUGAAGCCAAACAGAAUGACAUCCGCAGAAUUUUUGACUUCAGUGACUGUCGAUUACGAAAACAGAACUUUGGAUAUUAAACCUGGUUGUGAAGAUAAAGUUCCAAAAUCUAGUUCUGAAUUCGAACAAUACUGGUUAAACUCGGAAGACUAUCAAGAACUGUUAAGGUCUUAUGAAGAUUACCAAGAUAGACAUCCUGCCGAAGAAACAAGAGACAGAUUAGAUGUUGCCAAGAAGCAAAGAUUGCAACAAGGCCAAAGAGAAAACUCGCAAUACGUCGUCAACUACUGGACCCAAGUCUACUACUGCAUGAUUCGUGGGUUCCAAAGAGUCAAAGGUGAUUCCACUUAUACCAAGGUUUACUUGAGUUCUUUUUUGAUUAAAGCUUUGAUUAUCGGUUCUAUGUUCCAUAGAAUUGAUGACAAAAGCCAAUCGACCACCGCCGGUGCUUAUUCUCGUGGUGGUAUGUUAUUCUAUGUCCUACUGUUUGCUUCUGUUACUUCCUUGGCUGAAAUUGGUAAUUCUUUCUCCAGUAGACCAGUCAUCGUCAAACAUAAAUCGUAUUCCAUGUAUCACUUGUCAGCUGAAUCAUUACAGGAAAUUAUUACUGAAUUUCCUACCAAAUUGGUUGCCAUUUUGAUGUUGUGUUUGAUCACUUACUGGAUCCCAUUCAUGAAAUAUGAAGCCGGUGCUUUCUUCCAAUACAUUUUAUAUUUGUUGACCGUGCAACAAUGUACCUCUUUUAUUUUCAAGUUUGUUGCUACCAUGAGUAAAUCUGGUGUCGAUGCACAUGCCGUUGGUGGUCUAUGGGUCUUGAUGCUUUGUGUUUAUGCUGGUUUUGUCUUACCAAUUGGUGAAAUGCAUCACUGGAUUAGAUGGAUUCAUUUUAUCAAUCCUUUGACUUACGCCUUUGAAAGUUUGGUCUCCACUGAGUUCCAUCAUAGAGAGAUGUUGUGUAGUGCCUUGGUUCCGUCGGGCCCUGGUUACGAAGGCAUUUCUAUUGCUAAUCAAGUGUGCAAUGCCGCUGGUGCAAUCAAGGGCAAUUUGUACGUUAGCGGUGACUCUUAUAUCUUGCACCAAUACCAUUUCGCAUACAAGCACGCAUGGAGGAAUUGGGGUGUGAAUAUUGUGUGGACCUUCGGCUAUAUUGUAUUCAACGUUAUCCUAUCAGAAUAUUUGAAACCCAUUGAAGGCGGUGGUGAUUUGUUGUUAUAUAAGAGAGGUCACAUGCCACAAUUGGGUACUGAAAAUGCAGAUGCUAGAACUGCUUCUAGGGAAGAAAUGAUGGAAGCUUUGAACGGUCCAAACGUCGACUUGGAUAAAGUCAUCGCGGAAAAGGACGUUUUCACCUGGAAUCAUUUGGACUAUACUAUUCCAUACGAUGGUGCUACAAGACAGUUAUUGUCAGAUGUUUUUGGUUAUGUUAAACCAGGUAAGAUGACAGCCUUAAUGGGUGAGUCUGGUGCUGGUAAAACUACGCUGCUGAAUGUUUUGGCUCAAAGAAUCAAUAUGGGUGUUAUUACUGGUGAUAUGUUUGUCAAUGCCAAACCAUUGCCUGCCUCAUUCAAUAGAUCAUGCGGUUACGUCGCACAAGCCGAUAACCAUAUGGCUGAACUGUCCGUUAGAGAAUCCUUGAGGUUUGCUGCCGAACUAAGACAGCAAAGAUCUGUUUCAUUAGAGGAAAAAUACGAAUAUGUUGAAAAAAUCAUUCUUUUGCUAGGUAUGCAAAAUUACGCUGAAGCUUUAGUUGGUAAAACUGGUAGGGGUUUGAAUGUUGAACAGAGAAAGAAGCUGUCUAUCGGUGUUGAAUUGGUUGCUAAACCUUCAUUGCUGUUAUUCUUGGAUGAACCUACUUCUGGUUUGGACUCCCAAUCUGCUUGGUCUAUUGUUCAAUUUAUGAGGGCUUUGGCCGAUUCUGGUCAAUCUAUUUUGUGUACUAUUCAUCAACCGUCUGCCACUUUGUUUGAACAAUUUGACAGAUUAUUAUUGUUGAAGAAGGGUGGUAAAAUGGUUUACUUCGGUGAUAUUGGUCCAAAUUCCGAAACAUUGCUAAAGUAUUUUGAACGUCAAUCCGGUAUGAAAUGUGGUGUCUCUGAGAACCCUGCUGAAUAUAUUUUGAAUUGUAUUGGUGCUGGUGCCACUGCUAGUGUUAACGCUGAUUGGCAUGAUCUAUGGCUUGCCUCUCCCGAAUGUGCCGCAGCAAGAGCCGAAGUUGAAGAGUUACAUCGUGUGUUACCUGGUAGACCUGUCAAUGAUGAUCCUGAAUUGGCUACAAGAUUUGCUGCUAAAUACACCACUCAAAUUAAGUGCGUUUUACGGAGAACUUUUCUGCAAUUUUGGAGAUCACCUGUAUAUAUUAGGGCCAAGUUCUUCGAAUGUGUCGCUUGUGCUUUAUUCGUCGGUUUGUCAUAUGUUGGUGUUAAUCAUUCUAUUGGUGGUGCCACUGAAGCUUUCUCCUCUGUCUUCAUGCUGUUAUUGAUUUCUUUGGCUAUGAUCAAUCAACUGCAUGUCUUCGCUUUUGAUAGUAGAGAACUAUACGAAGUCAGGGAAGCCGCUUCUAAUACUUUCCACUGGAGUGCGCUGUUGUUAUGUCAUGCUGCUGUUGAAAACUUCUGGUCUACCCUCUGCCAAUUCUUGUGUUUCAUUUGUUACUACUGGCCAGCUCAAUUUAGCGGUCGCGCAUCUCAUGCAGGUUUCUUUUUCUUCUUUUAUGUUUUAGUUUUCCCAUUGUAUUUUGUCACGUACGGUUUGUGGAUUUUGUACAUGUCUCCUGAUGUGCCAUCUGCUUCUAUGAUCAAUUCUAACUUAUUUGCUGCUAUGUUAUUGUUCUGUGGUAUUUUACAGCCAAGACAAAAGAUGCCUGCCUUCUGGAGAAGAUUGAUGUACAACGUAUCGCCAUUCACUUAUGUCGUUCAAGCAUUGGUCACUCCCCUAGUUCAUAAUAAGAAGGUUGUUUGCAAUCCUCAUGAAUACAACAUCAUGGAUCCACCAAGCGGUCAAACAUGUGGUGAGUUUUUAUCUACUUAUAUGAACAACAAUACAGGCUAUCUGGUAAACCCAUCUGCUACUGAAAGCUGUGAAUAUUGUCCAUACUCUGUUCAAGAUCAGGUCGUGGAGCAAUUUAAUGUCAAGUGGGAUCACAGAUGGAGAAACUUUGGUUUUAUGUGGGCUUACAUUUGUUUCAAUGUUGCUGCUAUGUUAUUCUGCUAUUAUAUUGCAAGAGUUAAGGUUUGGUCCUUGAAGUCUGUUUUGAAUUUCAAGAAUUGGUUCAAUGGGCCAAGAAAGGAAAGGCAUGAAGAUGAUACCAAUAUUUUCCAAAAGGUACCAGGUGACGAAAGUAAAAUCACAAAAAAUUAG